This is a messenger RNA of Cuscuta europaea, 2299 nucleotides long. The record is from the annotation of a GenBank genome assembly. NCBI's taxonomy places the organism in Eukaryota, Viridiplantae, Streptophyta, Magnoliopsida, Solanales, Convolvulaceae.
GAAAUGAAAACGAAUUUUUUGGAGGAAAACGAGAACAAUAGAAGAAGAAAAGACCGUGAAAGCUUUUAGAGCCAAAUGGAAGAGAGAGACAAGGGGAUGCAACGAGAAACUUUCGUAGCCUUUCUCAGACCACAAAACCAUGUUGUUAAUUUUCUCAUGAACUCUCAGCAUCACCAGACCCAGAAAUAUUGUUCUUACGCAGCCAGGAAAGGAAACAUUUUUUUUAUUCAGAGAUCUUCUCCCCCUUUUGCCUUAAGAGACUGAAAUUAAAAAGAUGAUUUCUUCAAUGGCGGCACCUUCUUCCUAUUCUUCAUCUUCAUGGUUCUUAGCAUCAUCCUCUGUGGUGGUUCGAGUUGAGAAGGCCACGAGUGAGUUCUUGAUGGGCCCUGAUUGGACUAUGAAUAUCGAAAUCUGUGACAUUAUCAAUUCCAAUCAUUGGGUGGCAAAAGAAGUACUGAGAUCAGUGAAGAGAAGGUUGCUCAACAAGAAUCCAAAAGUGCAACUACUUUCAUUAACGCUUCUGGAGACCAUGGUGAAAAACUGCGUUGACAUUAUUCACAUUCAAAUUGCUGAAAGAAGCAUACUACCUGAGAUGGUCAAAAUUGUAAAGAAGACGAUGGAUACACGUGUGAGAGACAAAAUAUUAGUAUUGAUAGACUCUUGGCGAGAGGCGUUUGGUGGCCCUGGGGGGAAAUAUCCUCAGUAUUAUUGGGCAUUUCAAGAACUAAAGAAUGCUGGUGUGGGAUUCCCCCCACGUUCAAGGGAUUCAGCCCCAAUUUUUACUCCUCCUGUGUCUCAUCUGGCACGAAAGCAUCCCCAGCUAGGCUACAAAACGCCAACUGAUUCUUCAAUAGUACCUCAGGCUGAAAUUUUAAGUUUUCCAACCAUAACUUCUAUGAGAGGUAUCCUAAAUCUUUUAGCUGAAAUGCUGCAAGCUGUGAACCCAAGCGACGGCCCUGCUGCUGUAAAAGAUGAAGUUAUAGUUGAUCUUGUUGAACGCUGCCGUGCAAAUCACAAGAAACUGCUGCAUAUGUUAACCACAACUGGGGAUGAUGAUGCUCUAGCCAAGGGUCUUGAAUUGAACGAUGCCCUACAAAGUGUGCUUGCAAAGCAUGAUGCCAUAUCUUCUGGUACUGUCUUCCCAAUUUCAGUCAAGGAGAUCAAACAUGAAUCAACUGAGUCACUUGAAGUUGGUAGUAGUGGAGCUGGCCCAAGUAAUACAGAACAAGAAAAUGAACACGCUCUUGUACCUGUGCCUUGUCUUUUAGGUGAAGAAGAAGACGAAGAUGAUGACUUUGCACAACUGUCUCAAAGACAUUCUAAAACCGGUGAAGGAGAGCUGUCAGAUCCUCCAAGUGUGAACAAUGCAUUGGUUCUUCGCGACCCUCCUGUCCGCACAAAAGAACAAGACAUGAUUGACCUAUUAACCAUCACCUUAUCAUCAAACACCUCCACAGAGCCCAUUCCUGAAACACAAGACAUAAUAAACGAAACGCCCUUGGUUGAUUCUUACCCGGGAGGACAUCAGAACAAUUACGUAGCCACUUGGGCUGCUCAACCUCAACCGCAAAUGCAGCCUCAAACUCAGACGUAUUCUCCACCGCAAUAUCCACAACAACCUCAGUAUUUUUAUGAAUUACAGCCACAGCCUCAGUACCCACAGUACUAUGGGUAUACCUCUCAACACUAUGCUCCAACGCCCGGUUAUUAUAGCAACUCAUAUGCAUCAUUUUCUGGAUCUUCAAAUGCCUUCCCAACUUGGGGAAACAAUAAUGGGAUUGCACAAGUUGGUGUGAGUUCCUCAUCUUCUGGGCAAAAGCAAGCGUUUGUUCCGUCAUAUAGGCUGUUUGAAGAUUUGAAUGUUUUGAGUGGUAAUGGGGAUCAAUCAUUUAAGACGACUACGAUGACGGGCAACUCAUCUUCCACCAGCUUGUUUGGGGCAAACACUCAAAGUUUGAUUGGUGGGCGCAAAUGAAAUGGUUCAAUUAAAUGACCGUAUAAGCAUGGGUUGAUAAUCUGCGGCCUCUCUUCGCCAUUUUUCAAGUUCUUUUUGCAGGUUAGAAAUAAUUACACAGUAGUUUGAUGUGAUACCAUGAAUUGUGUAUUUUAGCUCAAUGUAUAAUCAAAUUAUAACUCGAGCGCACAGAUACACAUCAUGAGUGCUAACUCGCAAUACUUCCUUGAAUAAAGCAUAAUCAUCCCCACAUGUGAUGAAUAUCUGGAUUAUGUAGUACAUGGUUGGAGAUUUACAUUUUACCUCUAGCUCUAUAAGGUUAGUUAUUCAUUCUGAAAGAUUUUG